AUGGCGGCUUCCCUAACUCUGUUCUUGCUCUUCGCAGUGCUACGUGCAAACCAAGCUAUAGCUGAAAAGAAUGAUGCCACCAUCAUUCGUCUGGGCUCUUGGCUCUCCCCAAAAUCAAAUUCUACUUCAUGGGUGUCAAGCUCUGGUCAUUUCGCCUUCGGCUUUUAUCCACAAGGUAAAGGCUUUGCUGUUGGGAUAUGGCUUAGGGAUGAGCCUGAGAAUACAAUUGUAUGGACGGCUUAUCGCAACAGUCCACCACUAUCAUCUACAUCAGUGAUUGUCUUAGAUAAAGAUGGCCCAGUUCUGCUUCGUAACGAGACAGGGAAAAGAACACCCAUUACUAAUUCGUCGUUUAAAGUGCCUGCAUAUUCAGCUUCUAUGUUUGAUUCAGGCAAUUUCGUGAUUUACGAUAAAAAUCAAAGUGUUAUCUGGCAAAGCUUCGAUCUACACACCGAUACCAUAUUAGGAGGUCAAAUUCUAUCUUCUGGGCAAAAUCUGGUCUCUUCUUUGUCCAAAUCCGACCACUCGAGCGGAAACUUCAUUCUCGUCAUGCAGGAUGAUGGGAAUCUUGUGGCCUACCCUGUGAACAAUCGAAGGAUGGAUGAUGCUUACUAUGGCACACAGAUUUUUGGGUAUGUCUUACUUACCCUUAAUGUAAAAGGCUUUCUUUGCCUGGUUGAUGAUAGGAAUAGGACCUUACGGGUUCUGGGCCAUAGCAACGUUCAUGGGCAGAACACAAGCCUAAUCUACCGUGCAACACUUGAUGUGGAUGGGAUAUUUAGACUGUACGUGCACAGAUUUGAGAGGAAUGCCAAAUCAAGUGUUCAUAUUGUGUGGCAGAAUCUUUUUGAUCAAUGUGAUGUAAGGGGUUUUUGUGGCUUCAACAGUUAUUGCUCCUCGGUCGCUGGCAAAGGUGUAUGUCAUUGUUAUCCUGGAUUCACGCCCAUCAAUGGGAAUCAAAGCAUGUUCUUGGACUGUGAACAAACCCACAAAUAUGAAUGUAAAACCAGUGAAUAUCCAAGGAUGCUCUACAAUUUUGAUCCCUUGCAAGAUUUGCAGCUGAAGAACAUUGUUCCUUAUUGGGUUGAGCCCAUGAAAAUGGAAACUUGCAGGCAGGCUUGCCAGGAAGACUGUGACUGUGCAGCAGUGUUAUAUGAAAGAGGUAACUGCAAUAAGUUUAAGCUUCCCCUUAGAUUUGGUAGAAUUAAGCAAAAUUCAUCAAACACGGUAUUCAUCAAGUCACCUUCAGGAAACGCCAUUAUUCCAAAUCCAGAGAAGCCAGCGAUGAUUCAUGUUGAUGACAAGAAAGAUCUUAUUUUGACUUUGCUCCUCACUCUGGGUUCAAUUUCAUUCCUUUGCUUCACUAUUGCCACCUCCAUCAUCUUUGUUUACAGGCGCAAGAUCCAUUCAUACACAAAGCUAUCUACGAGUGCGAAUCUGCGAUUCACUGAGGACUGUAGUCUACGAACAUUUUCUUUUGAUGAAUUGGUGAAUGCAACAAGAAACUUCACAGAAGAGGUUGGUAGAGGAUCUUUUGGAGUGGUCUACAAGGGGACAAAUCAAGGAAAUAACAAAAGGAUAGCUGUGAAGAAACUAGACGUUGUUGCUGAUGAAGGAGAAAGGGAAUUUCAAGCUGAAAUCACUGCAAUUGCUCGAACUCAUCACAGAAAUCUAGUUCAGCUCAUUGGUUAUUGUAUUGAUGAUUCAAGAAAGCUCCUUGUGUAUGAAUACAUGAGUAAUGGAUCUCUAGCAGAUUUUCUGUUCAAGUCUGAGAUGCAUCUAUCUUGGAAACAAAGAGUCAAAAUUGCAUUGGAUGUAGCAAGGGGAGUCCUAUAUCUGCACGAAGAGUGUGAAGUUUGCAUCGUCCACUGCAAUAUCAAGCCUCAAAACAUUCUCUUAGAUGAAAGGUGGGUAGCAAAAAUAUCAGAUUUUGGCCUUGCAAGGCUAUCAUCAUUGCCAGAACAUUCAAGAAUGAGAAGUACCAGUGAAUUGACAAGUGGCUAUGUGGCACCUGAACGGCAGAAAGAUGCAUCAACAUCGGUAAAAGUUGACAUUUAUAGCUAUGGCGUGGUGCUGUUAGAGAUCAUAUGUUGUAGAAGGAAUAUAGAUGUGAAUGUUCCUUCAGAAGAGGAGAUUAUGCUUUCAACUUGGGUAUAUAAUUGCUUUGUUAGAGGGGAAUUGAAGAAACUCGUAUCAGUGGAUGAAGAUGUAGAAUGGAUGACAUUGGAAAGAAUGGUGAAAGUGGCUUUAUGGUGCGUCCAAGAGGACUUAUCCCUACGUCCUUCCAUGAAGAAUGUGAUACUGAUGUUGGAAGGGUUGAAACAUAUUCCAAUUCCUUUGUCUCCAAUCCCACUUGCUUCGUAA
This is a messenger RNA of Neltuma alba, 2364 nucleotides long. Its product is annotated as G-type lectin S-receptor-like serine/threonine-protein kinase LECRK1. The record is from RefSeq and is a predicted model, not a curated record. The transcript has a single exon. Gene Ontology annotation, molecular function: protein serine/threonine kinase activity; ATP binding. Lineage: Eukaryota; Viridiplantae; Streptophyta; Magnoliopsida; Fabales; Fabaceae. The coding region runs from base 1 to 2364 and encodes 787 amino acids. Gene Ontology annotation, biological process: protein phosphorylation; recognition of pollen.